CACAGAGAGAAACGGCCUUCCUCCGAGUUGGUACUACUCAUUGUGUCUUGCAUGUCUGCUGUUCGUUUAUUGCAGCUCAAUCCUGGAUUUCGGAGUUACUUCUUUGUUGCAACUUGCAACACAAACCCAAACCCCUUAACACUAUUUCUCUUGUUCGAUUCCUCGUCGAAUUCAGAUCAGUCUAUCGUCAUAGGAAGACUUCUCUAUCGUCGUACUCGUAGUCUCGAACACCAGAACAGGCUGAGCUCUAUUCUGAAUCCGAUUCUGUGGAGACAAAAAUUGUUUAAUCUAUAUGGGUAGAAAGAAGCCUUCAGCGCGGGACGACGAGAACCCUGCUGUUUCUCAGGGUGGGGCCAAAUCGAAGAAGAAAGGGCAUGCCAUCGACGACGAAGAAUACUCCAUUGGGAUUGAGGUGUCCGAGGAUCAACAGAAAUCUGGUUCCGAGAAUCAAAACCACGAGGAUGACAUCAUGCCCAUUGCCGGCAAAAAGAAGGGGAAGAAGGGCAACUCCAAGGCAACAAAGCCCAAAGAUGAAGAUGAAGAGAAAACCGUAGAAGAAGAAGUGGAGGACGAUGUUCCUGCUAUUUUGCUUACUGGUAAGAAGAAGUCGAAAUCAAAGAAAACUGGUAACAGUGUGUUCACUGUAUCUGCUUUCGAUGCCCUUGACGAGGAAGAGAAGACCGUAGAAGACGAAGCGGAAGACGAUGCUCCAGCUAUUGUGCUUACUGGUAAGAAGAAGUCGAAAUCAAAGAAAACUGAUAAGAGUCUGUUCACUGCGUCUGCUUUUGAUGCUCUUGACGAGGAGGAGGUGGGGGAGGAUAAAGAUGAUGAACGUCCCCUCAGAACUUCUGUCAAGGAGGAUGACGUUGGAGAAGAGGAAGAGGAAGAGCCCGUUGUUACUUUCACUGGUAAGAAGAAAUCUUCGAAAUCCUCCAAGAAGAACAAUAGUCUGUUCACUGCUUCUUCUUUUGACGCCAUUCUCGAUGAAGGUGAUGGUCUUGAAAAUAAUGAAUCUGCACAGAAAAGCACCAAGGAAAAUAAAACUAGGGAUGAUGAUACUGCAAUUGUUUUAUCUGGCAAGAAGAAGUCUUCCAAAUCGUCUAAUAAGAGUAGUAGUUUGUUUACUGCCUCUAGUUUUGUUGGCCUUGUGGAUGAGGUCGAAACCAAUGAUGAAAAUAAAGAAGUGGAUGAAGAUGCUCUGGUUACCUUCUCUGGUAAGAAGAAAUCAUCAAAUUCUUCCAAGAAAAGCAGUAGCUUGUUUGGUGCUGCUCUCCUUGAUGAAGAUGAUGGCAAUGAUAUUUCUGUAUCUGAGCAGAAAUCAUCCACCAAGUCUGGUGAUGACACCAUAGAUGAAAGCAUAAUGGAGAAUGAAGAUGCCCCAGCAAUUGCUUUCUCUGGUAAGAAGAAGCCUUCGAAGUCAAAGAAAAAUGUUAGUCUCUUUGCAGCCAGCAGUUUUGGCACAGGCCUUGAAGAUGAAGCGACUGCUGUAACUGAAACUGGGCAACCUUCUCUAAGAAGCAGUAGUAAUGAAGCCAAUGGAAAUAAUGUGAUUGAUGCCAAAACUAGUAACCAGGGAAGUGAGGAUAUGGUGGAGACAUCAAAGAACAAAAAGAAGAAGAAGAAGAGUGGAAGGACUGCCCAGGAGGAGGAUGACCUUGACAAAAUUCUUGCAGAGCUUGGUGAAGGCCCUCCUCUUCCCAAACCUAUUGCUCAUUCUCCGCAAGAGGAAAAGGAUCUGGUUCAAUCUGAACCAGUUGCUCCACUUGAUGACAAGGGUGAGAAGGAAACUGAAGCAGAAGCUGGGGAAUCUGCAGCUGCGAAAAAGAAGAAGAAGAAGAAGAAAGAGAAGGAAAAAGAGAAGAAGGCAGCUGCAGCAGCUGCAGUCGAGGUAAAGGAGGAAAAAGCAGAAGAAACCAAGAGCAAAGUUUCAGACAAGAAGGUUCCAAAACAUGUUAGAGAAAUGCAGGAGGCACUGGCAAGACGCAAAGAAGCUGAAGAAAGGAAGAAGAGAGAAGAAGAGGAAAGGCUUAGAAAAGAAGAAGAGGAGAGACGUCGACAAGAGGAACUUGAGAGGCAGGCUGAGGAGGCCAAGUGGAGGAAAAAGGAAAGAGAAAAGGAGAAGCUUUUAAAGAAGAAGCAGGAAGGAAAGCUCUUAACAGGUAAGCAGAAAGAAGAAGCUCGUCGUCUGGAGGCAAUGAGGAACCAAUUUCUUGCUCAGGGUGGUAUUAUGCUUCCUACUGCAGACACUGGUGUUACAACAACAAAACGACCAAUAUAUCAGACAAAGAAGACAAAGCCUAGUUCCACACAAACAAAUGAUAUUGCCCCUGUAAAAGAUGUGGACAAGAUAGAGUUAAAGGAAACCCAACAGGAUGCUUUAGCUGAGGUUGAGCAGCUGGAAGUUGAGAAAGUUGAUGAGUCGGUGUCAACUGUGGAAGAGAAACUUGAAGUUGAUCAUGGGGUUGAAGAGAAUGGUAUAGAGGAUGAAGAUGAAGAUGAUGAUGAUGAAUGGGAUGCAAAGAGUUGGGAUGAUGCUGUUGUGAACUUGCCUUCUAAGAGUGCGUUUGCUGAGGAAGAUGCUGAGCCUGAGCCUGUGGUGAAGAAAGAGAUGAAACCUGUCAAACCAAUGACUCCUGGUGAAGUAAGAGCGCCCCCUCCAGUGUCCAAAGCCACAAUUGCUGCAAAGAAGGCUAUUGCUCCCUCACCUAUGAGAACAAAAAGCAUUGAAAGUAAAGAGGAUCAAGAAGAGAUUGAAGUCACAGCCAAGAAUAUGAAAAAAGAAGGUCCAGUGAAAAGAAAAAUGCAGUCUACAGAGGUUCCUUCAAACCGGAGUGCGGAAAACCUCCGUUCUCCAAUUUGUUGCAUUAUGGGUCAUGUUGAUACUGGCAAAACCAAGCUUUUAGAUUGCAUACGAGGCACAAAUGUUCAGCAGGGAGAGGCUGGAGGGAUUACACAGCAGAUUGGGGCAACCUACUUUCCAGCAGAGAACAUUAGGCAGAGAACCAAAGAGCUAAAAGCUGAUGCAACAUUGCGAGUUCCUGGUCUUCUAAUAAUUGAUACACCAGGACAUGAAUCCUUCACAAACUUACGGUCACGGGGUUCAGGUUUAUGUGAUAUUGCAAUUUUAGUUGUCGACAUAAUGCAUGGCCUAGAACCACAGACAAUUGAAUCUCUCAAUCUUUUAAAAAUGAGGAAUACAGAAUUCAUCGUUGGAUUGAAUAAGGUGGACAGGUUAUAUGGGUGGAAGACUUGUCCAAAUGCACCUAUUGUGAAAGCUAUGAAGCAACAAUCUAACGAUGUACAAAAUGAGUUCAAAAUGAGGCUUACUCAGAUUAUUACCCAGUUCAAGGAGCAGGGCUUGAAUACGGAAUUGUACUACAAAAACAAGGAAAUGGGGGAAACUUCUAGUAUUGUUCCUACAAGUGCAAUCAGUGGUGAAGGCAUCCCAGAUCUUCUGUUGCUGUUGGUGCAGUGGACUCAGAAAACUAUGGUGGAAAAGCUUAUGUUUAGCAAUGAAGUACAGUGUACGGUGUUGGAGGUUAAAGUUGUUGAAGGCCAUGGGACAACUAUUGAUGUCAUAUUAGUUAAUGGUGUGCUUCAUGAGGGAGAUCAAAUAGUUGUUUGUGGCAUGCAGGGGCCCAUUGUUACCACAAUCCGCUCUUUAAUGACCCCUCACCCAAUGAAGGAGAUCCGAGUAAAGGGAGACUUCUUGCAUCAUAAAGAGCUGAAGGCAGCACAGGGUAUCAAGAUUUCUGCACAGGGCCUUGAACAUGCCAUUGCAGGCACUGGCCUAUAUGUGGUAGGGCCUCAGGAUGACCUGGAAGAUAUCAAAGAGGCAGCCAUGCAAGAUAUGAGGUCAGUCAUGAGCAGAAUUGACAAGAGUGGUGAGGGUGUCUGUGUACAAGCCUCUACUCUUGGAUCAUUGGAAGCAUUGUUGGAGUUCUUAAAGAGCCCAGCAGUGAAUAUACCUGUCAGUGGUAUAAGCAUAGGCCCUGUACACAAGAGGGAUGUUAUGAGGGCCAGUGUCAUGCUUGAGAGGAAAAAGGAAUAUGCUACAAUCUUAGCAUUCGAUGUCAAAGUAACACCUGAGGCUCGUGAGCUUGCAGAUGAAACCGGUGUUAAGAUAUUUAUAGCUGAUAUAAUUUAUCACUUGUUCGAUCAGUUCAAGGCUUACAUUGACAAUCUCAAGGAAGAAAAGAAGAAAGAAGCUGCUGAAGAAGCAGUCUUCCCAUGUGUUCUUAAGUUAAUUCCUAACUGCAUUUUCAACAAGAAGGAUCCAAUUGUUUUGGGGGUUGAUGUUCUUGAAGGCAUUGCUAGGGUUGGGACUCCAAUCUGUAUUCCUUCAAGGGAUUUCAUUGACAUUGGAAGGAUUGCAUCCAUUGAAAUCAACCACAAACAGGUUGAUGUAGCCAAGAAAGGCCAGAAGGUGGCCAUAAAGAUUGCUAGCACAAAUCCUGAGGAGCAGCAAAAGAUGUAUGGAAGGCACUUUGAGGAGAAUGAUGAGCUUGUUAGCCACAUCACAAGGAGGUCCAUAGAUGUGCUAAAAGCUAAUUAUCGGGAUGAUCUCUCUAUUGAGGAGUGGAGGCUAGUUGUGAAACUCAAGAAUAUAUUCAGAAUACAAUAAUUUACAAAGUGGUCACAAUAUUCAACUGGCUGCGCUGGCAGAUGUGUGGGAAUGACUGGUUGUAACCAUCUCUCUUCCAAAAAUGCAGGUUCUGAUGUAGAGGUUGAAGAGAGUUGGUUCAUGAUGAACUGUAUUUUUGGAGCUCUAGACUGGUAUUCUUUUCAGAAGAUAUUUUCAACAUGAGAAAAGAAGUUGCGGAAAAGAGCUUCUGGUGCAAAGCAUUUUGGGAGGGGGGACACCCUUGUCUCCAUUGGGCUGGAAAUUGGCCUUUUUCUGCUGUUUUCAACUACCAAAUUAAUAUCCUUAACUCUAUGUGGCGCCACAGAAGGUAUGGGGGAGAUAUUACUUUUGUUCUGAGGUUUGGUCGCAGGAUAUGGAUAUCUUUCACUAAAACAAGAAGGGCUUUUCUAUCCCCAUUUUCAAUCCUUUCUUUAACUUUGCUGCUCCUACAUAAGUUGCACUACAAACCAUUUUUCUGGAAGGAAUUAAAGAUCUCUUUGGUUGAUUGUUUUCUGACAAGUAUUAAAGAGUUAUGGGGUUUGUUUUUGGUUCAUGAGAUGAGUUCAUCCCUCUUGUAAUAAAAUUAGCCGAGUUAUUUAGUCUUUACUCUCUUCACACACA
This is a messenger RNA of Nelumbo nucifera (sacred lotus), 5245 nucleotides long. Lineage: Eukaryota; Viridiplantae; Streptophyta; Magnoliopsida; Proteales; Nelumbonaceae. The record is from RefSeq and is a predicted model, not a curated record.